AAGAGCGCGUCACCUAGAUUUUCUUUUUCUAGCUCCAAGUGUCGAGUUGAUUUGAAGGUGCUUGCAUCAAGUUCUUACAAAGGUAGAAUGGUUAAGAACCUUGGAAACAUUAGGUCACUCGAGAACCUGUGGAUUUACGGUUGAGAUUGGUGAUACAAAGGACAGGUUUUGAUUGUGCUGUGGGUUUGAGUAAACAGGGAUAAAGUUGUAAAUCAUAAUAGUUGGGAUUUGCCGGCGGCAUGGUAUUAAGGUUGUUUUGCUUGAGAGUAAUCAAAAAGUUCCGUUGAGCAGGGAUUAAGUUUAUUCCCUUAUAUCGGGAGUUAAAAGGCCUGGCACUGGAUAGCUACUUGGAUACCGGCCACCAAUUGGCAGUGUCGCCCAUGGCGCCCUCUCGAGUGGCUGGAGGAAUGUCACAUUCUUCUUCAAGUUCUGGCAUCUUUUUCCAACGAGAUUCACAGUCUCAGACUGUGGGGAACCCUCACUUGAGUUCAUCUUUUGGGAACUCAAAUUCUGUUCCUGGAAAUGCACGUUCAAACUUGGGUCCUGUUUCUGGAGAUGUAAGUACUACGCUCUUGAACAGUGUGGCAAGCUCGGGGCCAAGUGUUGGGGCAAGUUCGUUGGUGACAGAUGCCAACUCAGGACUAUCGGGAGGUCCUAAUCUCCAGAGAAGUGCUAGCUUCAAUACAGAGUCUUACAUGCGCUUACCUGCGUCACCCAUCUCGUUCUCAUCCAAUAAUAUAAGUAUUUCAGGCUCAUCAGUUAUGGAUGGCUCAUCUGUAGUGAAGCAGAGCUCCCACCAAGACCCAAACACUCAACAAGUACAGCAAAAUCAGCAGCUUCAAGGGGCUUCCAGUGCCACAUCCCUGGCCACAUCACGAAUGGUACAAGUUCCACUUCCCACUGGUCCAAGGAUACCUGGGUCCUACAUUCAGGAGCCCAAUAAUAUGUCCCAGUUGCAGAAGAAACCCCGAUUGGAUAUCAAGCAGGAAGAUAUAGUGCAGCAUCAGGUUUUACAACAGCUAAUGAAUAGACAAGACACUAUGCAGUUACAAAAUACCAAUCCUCAGUUGCAAGCUGUGAUUCAGCAGCAGAGGCUAAGGCAACAGCAGCAACAAUUGCNAGCAUCAGGUUUUACAACAGCUAAUGAAUAG
This is a messenger RNA of Ilex paraguariensis (yerba mate), 1151 nucleotides long. The record is from the annotation of a GenBank genome assembly. Lineage: Eukaryota; Viridiplantae; Streptophyta; Magnoliopsida; Aquifoliales; Aquifoliaceae.